AUGACAAUAAAGGUGCUAGCAGGAAAGAGUCUGAUCAACAUCGUGAGUGGUUACGCUCCGCAGAUUGGCUGCGAAGAUCAAAAGAAGGAAGAGUUCAGAGAACAACUUGAACAGAGUAUUAGAGAGAUCCCUGAGGAAGAAGAAAUCAUCCUAGGAGCUGAUCUGAACUGCCAUGUAGGGGAACCAGCAGGAGGUUAUGAGGCAUGUCAUGGCGGUUUUGGAUACGGCCCGAGAAACGGAAGAGAGAGAAUGCUAGAGACAUUGGAGAGCUUGGAACUGGUCUUGGUAAACACCGGAUUCAAGAAGAGAGAUGAGCAUCUAACGCCAUGCCGAAGUGGAGAUAGCAGUUCUCUGAUCGACUUCCUAGUGGUGAGGAAGAGAACCCGAAAAAACGUGAGAGAUGUACAAGUGAUUCCUGGAGAGGCUGUUGCUCACCAGCACAGACUGCUGGUCAUGGAUGGAACGUUCUCUAAGAAAAGGAAAGGAGAAACAACAGGGAAGAAGCUGUAG
Penaeus chinensis is the source of this 510-nucleotide messenger RNA. RefSeq lists its product as uncharacterized. Bases 1 to 510 code for a protein of 169 amino acids. Gene Ontology annotation, biological process: chromatin remodeling. The record is from RefSeq and is a predicted model, not a curated record. The transcript has a single exon. Gene Ontology annotation, cellular component: nucleus. NCBI's taxonomy places the organism in Eukaryota, Metazoa, Arthropoda, Malacostraca, Decapoda, Penaeidae.